Molecule: messenger RNA, 889 nt
Organism: Abrus precatorius (Indian licorice)
Lineage: Eukaryota; Viridiplantae; Streptophyta; Magnoliopsida; Fabales; Fabaceae
Product: ADP-ribosylation factor-like protein 8a
Exons: 7
Coding region: 93-653 (186 amino acids)
Biological process (GO): protein transport
Molecular function (GO): GTPase activity; GTP binding
Source: RefSeq, a predicted model, not a curated record
AAAGAGCAACUUUUGUUUGAGGAAGGUGAGGGGCUAACAUAUAGAGAAGUGCUGAGAAUUGAAAUCGAAAGGAAGACAUUUACGUCUGAUCAAUGGGGUUGUGGUUGUGGGAAGCCUUCGUGAAUUGGUUGCGAAGUCUCUUUUUCAAGCAUGAAAUGGAGUUGUCUUUGAUUGGUCUUCAGAAUGCUGGGAAAACAUCACUUGUAAAUGUUAUUGCAACUGGUGGAUAUAGUGAGGACAUGAUUCCCACGGUAGGAUUUAAUAUGAAAAAGGUAACCAAAGGGAACGUGACUAUAAAGUUAUGGGACCUUGGAGGUCAACCAAGGUUUCGCAGUAUGUGGGAGAGAUACUGCCGUGCUGUUUCAGCUAUUGUUUAUGUUGUUGAUGCAGCUGAUCACGACAACUUACCUGACUCUAAAAGUGAACUUCAUGACUUGUUGAAUAAACCUUCUUUAAAUGGGAUUCCUGUGCUGAUUUUGGGUAACAAGAUUGACAAACCAGAGGCUUUGUCUAAGCAAGACCUAACAGAGCAAAUGGGUCUCAAAUCCAUCAAUGAUAGAGAAGUUUGUUGCUUCAUGGUCUCUUGUAAAAACUCCACCAAUAUUGAUACAGUCGUUGAUUGGCUUGUAAAACAUUCUAAAUCAAAGAACUGAAGCUUAAGUUCUUCCUAUAAAUCUAUUUGCAUGUUGUAUUAUAGACGCAUUGAGCUUAUUGAAGCGACUUCUGUUUGUAUGAUACUAGUUUCUAUUUUCUAUUUUUUCAUCACAUCAAACAACAUGUGAUUUGAUAUGUAGGUUAUUAUGAAAUACAUCUCAAGUGUUGUAAAUUUAAUGUAAGACAAUUGCUAAUGCUACAUGUAUAAUGAAUUUGAAUAAAUAUUUGUCUUCAU